UGGAUCCCGAAUUUCAGCGCCAGGCGCUGGAGAUGAUGCAGUCAAUGAAUGUGGGCGAGGUUCGGCACCACGGCCGGUACCAAACGGACUUGGUGGAAAAAGCCUUUAACGACGGUGUGAAGCAUAACAGUGUACGUGAGAUGUGUGCGGCCGUUCUUGCCGCUCAGUUGGCGCAUCCUGUGCAGUGGAUUGACCUUAUGGAUGCUGCCGUCAUUCACGCAGGUAUUCGCGAGGUACACGAGAUUUCACCUGUGCGAACUACCGCCGAUAUGUUUAAGCGUACAGCGUUUUGCGAGGCUGGUGAGGCGGGAGUUGCACCGGAGAUGGUUAUCCGCUGCCUUCCCGCAGAGGAGCGAUUUUUGUAA
Trypanosoma cruzi is the source of this 365-nucleotide messenger RNA. RefSeq names its product acyl transferase-like protein, putative. NCBI's taxonomy places the organism in Eukaryota, Euglenozoa, Kinetoplastea, Trypanosomatida, Trypanosomatidae. The annotation marks the transcript as partial. The record is from RefSeq and is a predicted model, not a curated record. The transcript has a single exon.